This is a messenger RNA of Alosa alosa (allis shad), 3251 nucleotides long. RefSeq lists its product as uncharacterized. The annotation marks the transcript as partial. The transcript is spliced from 2 exons. The record is from RefSeq and is a predicted model, not a curated record. NCBI's taxonomy places the organism in Eukaryota, Metazoa, Chordata, Actinopteri, Clupeiformes, Clupeidae.
GUUCCUGGUGUUUCAGCGGGCUUCUGGCUGAUCUGGGGCCUGAUCGUGCUGCUCUGCUGCUUCUGCAGCUCCGUCCAGCGGCGGCUCAAGCGCCAGCGUCGUGAGCAGCUCCGCGAGCAGUGUCUUCGCCCGCUGGAGACCGAGCCGCUGGACUUCGCCGGACCGGCGCUGCCGCCGCACCUGGAGCCACCGCGCUUCUACUCGGCGCACGUGCUGCCCGUCGGCUACGCCACGCCACGCCCCGUAACCCUGCCCUCCGACUACGCCACGCCACGCCCGCUAAACCUGCCCUCCGACUACUCCCCGCCACGUCCGCUAAACCUGCCCAUCACACACAGAGGACAUCACAUCACCGGCCCACAAGUUCCAGUGGACAGUGACCCCUGUGGACAGCCGCCGUGUUACGAGGAGGCCGUUCUGAUGGAAGACCCUCCGCCUCCUUACAACGAAGUCCUGGCCGAACCUCCGCGUGAGCCUCCCCCGAUCCUGCGCGCCCCCCGAGACAGCAGCAGCAGCAGUGGCGGCAGCAUGGUCGGCGGGACACUGAAAGCCCCGCCACACGCCCCCAGAGUCCCCCAGGAGCCGGACAUCAGCAAGGCCAACCCCGAGUCCGUGGGCCUGGUGCUGCCGCUGUCGCUCCGCGGUCAGCACGGCUGCUCCACGCUCAUCAGGCUGCCCGCCGCGCCGCGCCGAUGGGACUCGCUGGGCCGUCUGCCCGCUGGGCUGGGUCUGGAGCGCCGCAGCUUCCCCCUGGAGCCCCGGGUGUCCUUCAUCGCCACCAUGCCGCGCGACGGCCGGACGCUCGGCCUCGGACACGGCAGCGGGGGCGGGGGCCCGGGGCUCGGCCUGCAGCUGCUCAGGGAGCUAGAGGAGGACUGCGGCCUGCCCACCGCCCACCCCCUGCUGGGACGCAGCACGGCGGUCUGAGGACCCCCCGCCCGCCCGGGAGCGUGUGUGUGUGUGUGUGUGUGUGUGUGUGUGUGUGUGUGUGAGGAGGGGUGAAUGGGUUGGUCAGUGACGUGUGGUCAUCUCACCUCAUCUCCUGCUUCUGCAGAGAAGCUGGUGCUCUUCUGUGUUUCAGGUUCGGCUUUUUUGGAAAAUUAAGAGAUUAUUUUUGUUUGUGUUGCUCACGGCUCAAAUGAUUAAGGAGGGCUGCAGUGGAUAAUGCUGACAGGGGGAGAACAUUUGUGCAGCACGUCUCCCUCCCUCCCUCUCUCUCUCUCUCUCUCUCUCUCUCUCUCUUAUUCUGUCUCUGUAGCCCAUCCACUGGAAUUGGAGAGCUGCGGAUCUGGAACUAUAAUGUGAAUCGCUGUUGCCAUGACGUCCGUUUCUGUUGUAUUUGUAUUUUAAUCGAUCUUGGUCAACAACAGGAGAGCAGAUGACUUUAGAUGGGCUUUGGAAUAAAGAAUGAGCCGAAGACCAUAGCAACAACUUUUUGUAUUCUUCCGCAAACCUAUUUUCACUGAACAACAUUUAUUUUUGACAAUUAGCAAUCCCUAAUUGAAACAAGACUGGACACCUACUUGAGAAAUGAGAAAUUUUGAACUGUGGUGCAUAGUUGAGAAGAAUCCCUUGGUCUUAUUGCUUGUUUUGAUGAUUUAAUUUCCUGUGUAAUGUGGGUUGCUGUAGCUGUAGCUAAGUGAAAGUUACCCACUUGUCUGUCUCCUGAUAGUGCCACAGUUGGUAGACUUUGAGUUUUAAACUGCUUGUUUACAGAAGCAAAUGAUUGUUGGGCUUUGUGGAACUCUACUCUGGAGUCAUGUUUAUCCUUUUUUUUUUUUAUUCCUCAUCGUUUGAAAGCGCAAGGACCGAUACAGGAGUCUUCCGUGACGCUCCUCGUUGCUAGUCGUCGUGCGUAACGUAGCCAUGUCACGUCACAUCACAGCAGCUGGUUGUGUUUGCCUGGAGCGGCUCAUGGCCUUGAAAUAGAGUGAUUUCUAUCAAAGGACUCCAUUCGCUUCUGUGUUGCCUUCUUAUGUCGCUGGGUUUUUUGUUUUUGACCCACGUUGUUCGGAGGAACCGAGGUAACCCCUGCCACUUCCCCGCACCCACAGGCUGUCGUCAUCUCAAAACAUCUUGACAUGCGUAACGCUGCGCUCUGCUUCCUGCUUUUUCUGUGGCUUUCAGACUGGAUGAUCUCCACUUGUGAAUAGGACGGCCACACCAUACACCAGGAAAAGCAAUUAGCGAGCGCGGCAUUAGCAUAAAACCACCAGUUCAUACCGCCUAGCCAAACGCUUAUAGUCUCUCAGACCAAUUAACUCUGCCUAUUUAGCAGCUGGAGAGAAAAACAACACUAGAAAUGCAUAAACAUGAGCCAUCAGAUCGUUUUAAGAUGAACGGUGUUAUUUUGUGAUAGAUAGCCUACAGUACAACUUACUAUGACUAACGACUUACCGUGAAUUAACCAUUGAAUUCCACAUGCAGAACAGUGUUAGUGCACUCUUACUGCAAACAUGGCUGAUUUAUUAGGAUGGUUUUUAGAUCUGAGGUCAACAGAAUGGUCAACGAAAUGAGAGAAAAUAAGUUCUCUUAUUUAAUGUUCCCCUACAACAAAAAAUGUUGUGAAAAGCUAUCAAGCUAUUUCAGGCUUGAGCCUUGUCCCAUUGAAAGCCUGUUUUCAGUUCUGUUUACUUCACUAAAACUGGUAGAAAUGAUGACAAUGGUGGAAAAAAAUCUACAAACUCCACUACGAACUCACUACUACGUGUCUUAGAGUUAUAGAAGGCCUUUAAGCACGUCCCUUUCCAUUUCAGCGUAUGACGAGGCAAAGAACGUGGUGUUAACUGAAUGUCUCUUUUUUUAUGCUAGCAUUCACACCCUUCUGGAACAUAGGUCUGACUUCUACUUCAUUAGACAAAUUUUAUUGUCAAUAAACAAGCCAGACCCUUUUUGAGGUGAGGACAAUUGUACACAGCUUGUGUAUGGUUUUGUGAAUUAAGCUAGGUUAGCUGCCAGUGUGUUCAACUAAAAUGAGACCUAUUUUUUCAGACUUUGUAGGUGGCAACUUACAGUAUAGAGUAAUCGUAAGCACCUUAAUGCUAACCCAACAAGAUGAUAUUUUUUAUAACGGAAACAGUUGAAUCGAGACAAUCAGUCAAAGGCUGUCACUUAUUGUGUGGUUCAUCAAAUUUGAAGUCAGUUUAAGAGGAUGAGAGGUAUCUUCAGAAUUGUUUUAGCCGCAGAUGAAUGUCUGUUUAAUAUGCGAGGGGUGUUGUUGAUGAAAAACAGAAUUAAAAACCCUCAACACA